This is a messenger RNA of Acanthisitta chloris (rifleman), 902 nucleotides long. RefSeq names its product Down syndrome critical region gene 3 (gene VPS26C). Gene Ontology annotation, biological process: intracellular protein transport. The annotation marks the transcript as partial. Gene Ontology annotation, cellular component: endosome. NCBI's taxonomy places the organism in Eukaryota, Metazoa, Chordata, Aves, Passeriformes, Acanthisittidae. The record is from RefSeq and is a predicted model, not a curated record. The transcript has 7 exons.
GAAGUUCUUUCUGGAGUUGUGGUCAUAACAAGCAAGGACACAGUGCAGCACCAAGGGAUCUCCCUGACCAUGGAGGGAUCCGUGAAUCUGCAGCUCAGUGCCAAAAGUGUGGGAGUGUUUGAGGCUUUCUACAACUCUGUCAAGCCUAUUCAGAUUAUUAACAACACCAUUGAAAUGGUCAAACCAGGGAAACUUCCCAGUGGCAAGACAGAAAUUCCCUUUGAAUUUCCACUGCACUUGAAGGGGAACAAAGUCCUGUAUGAGACAUACCACGGGGUGUUUGUGAAUAUUCAGUACACCCUGAGGUGUGACAUGAGACGAUCUCUGCUGGCAAAGGACCUGACGAAGACUUGUGAGUUCAUUGUCCACUCCCUGUCACAGAAGGGGAAGCUGCUGCCAAGCCCUGUAGACUUCACAAUCACUCCUGAAACUCUGCAAAACGUGAAAGAGAGAGCCUCACUUCCAAAAUUCCUCAUCAGGGGACACCUCAACUCCACCAACUGUGUGAUCACACAGCCACUGACAGGGGAGCUGGUGGUGGAGAGUGCUGAGGCUGCAGUGAAGAGCAUUGAGCUGCAGUUGGUGCGUGUGGAGACCUGUGGGUGUGCAGAAGGUUAUGCCAGAGAUGCCACAGAGAUCCAGAACAUUCAGAUUGCUGAUGGGGAUGUCUGCAGAGGCCUUCCCAUUCCCAUAUACAUGGUGUUCCCUAGGCUGUUCACCUGCCCCACCCUGGAAACCACAAACUUCAAAGUUGAGUUUGAGGUGAACAUUGUUGUCCUCCUGCACGAUGAUCACCUCAUCACAGAGAACUUCCCACUGAAGCUCUGCAGGAUGUAAACACCCAGAGGAGAAUCAUGGAAGGAUUUAACUGGAAAAGGAUAAAGUUCUUCAGAGGCCAAGUG